AUGGCUCCUAGUAAUCUCCGCCUCUUAAACCGGCUCAGGAAAGCCAUAACAAAGGUGAGAUUCCUUCUCUCCUUCAACCUCCGGCAAUGGCUCCUCUUCCCAACAUCCGCUCCCUCCUCCCAUCGCCUUCUCAGCCUUGACAACCAGCCACCCUCACCGGGACUCCUCGACGUCGCCGGCGAGUUCAGCUACUACUUAUUUGAUCCACUCUCCUCUUCGCCGCCGACAAGACCUUCGAGUUCAGGUUCGAAGCCGCUCAGAAGGACAAUAUCAAGGGCUGUGAGCGGCUCAUCUAAUGCUUCAUCAAUCGAUGAUAUUGACCAGAGGGCUGAGAAUUUCAUUGAGAACUUUUACAGGCAGUUGAGGAUGGAGCGACAAGUUUCACUUGAGCUGAGAUAUUGUGACGGAAAGGGUGGAUUUUUGGAAGAAUGAAGUCUGAUAUUGUUGAAUAUUGAUCAUCUUAUGGGUUUUGUGUGUUUGAUGAAAUGCUGAAUAAUUCUUUCAUUUUUUUUUUUUUUUGUUAAGAUUUGUGUUGUAUCUUCUUUUAUUUG
Messenger RNA from Phalaenopsis equestris, 551 nucleotides. RefSeq lists its product as uncharacterized. The record is from RefSeq and is a predicted model, not a curated record. The coding region runs from base 1 to 432 and encodes 143 amino acids. The transcript has a single exon. Lineage: Eukaryota; Viridiplantae; Streptophyta; Magnoliopsida; Asparagales; Orchidaceae.